AUGUCGAGGAGUGUUAGUAAGGAAAGACUAUCGAACUCCCAGAAUUCCCUGUCAAUCACUGACGUUGAUGUAAGCAUGAAGGAUCCCAAACACAGCAGUACGGCGUCACGUGGUAUCCUGCUAGGGCUUGUCCUUUGUCUAGUAGUGAUUCUGGCACUAGUUAUCGCCCUUGCCGUCAUAUCUGCCAAGAAGAUAGAUGACGCUGAUGAUGCUGUACAAGAAAAGCAAUUGGGACAAGGAAAUCAACAGUCUGGAAAAGUGUACCGGUGUCUCACAGCCGACUGUGCUCGAGCAGCGGCUGAAAUGGCGAACUCUAUCGACGUGACAGCCGAUCCAUGUGAAAACUUCCACCAAUUUGCCUGCGGACGCUGGGCGAAACGUCACGUGCUGAAACCAGAUGAGUCCGUAUUUGGCACGUUCUACCAAGUCCGAGAGGAUGUAAAGGUUACGCUGAAAUAUCUGUUGGAGGCGAAAGUGACGAUUGAGGACCCGGAGUCCAUAAAGAAGGCAAAGCAUACAUACCAGUCCUGUGUAGAUGAAGAGACAAUAGAUUCUCAAGGAAUCACAGACGGAAUAAAAUUUAUCAAUGAGCUGGGAGGUUGGCCCGUUCUUGAGAACUCAGCCGGGGGUCAGCCAAGGUCACUCGGCCUGGAAGAGCUUCUAAAACGGACGAGAAAGUACAGUAACAGGCCUGUUCUGGAUAUGUAUGUGUACGACGACUCUAAAGAUAUUGAACAUAACAUAAUGUAUAUCGACCAGCCAUCACUCGGCAUGCCUGACCGGAAAUACUUUUUAAAUGGCCGCGAUGACAAAAUGUUGAAAGCGUAUGAGAAAUAUGCUGUAGAAUUAGCUAAGGCAUUCGGUGCUGAUCCCACUGUGGCAGAACAACAAAUGAAAGAGAUGGUGGAUUUUGAAAUAAAGAUUGCUAACUUGACCAUGCCAUCCGACCAGAGAAGAAAUGCAGAUAAACUUUAUAACAAAAUGACUGUGGCGACGCUGAAACAGAGGUACCCACAGUUUCAGUGGAUGACCUAUUUUAACGGAGUGUUGGGCGACGAAAAAAUUGGAUACUCAGUAACCGAGUCAGAAAAUGUUAUUGUGGAAAAUCCUGACUAUCUAAGUAAAAUUUUCACCAUGAUCAACGGAACACCGAACAAAGAACGAGUGCUGGCAAAUUAUGUGGUGUGGAUCAGUUUGACAAGAAUGACCCUCUCGCUUCCAGCUAACAUCCGGGCACUGCGACAGGAUUACUAUGGGGUUCUGAAAGGAUCAAAGACUUCUGAGCCGAGGUGGCACGCCUGUACUGGGGUCGCUAAUGACGUAUUUGGACUGGCUGUAGGAAAGCUAUUUGUUAAAGAAGCAUUCGACCAGGAGGCCAAACAGGAUGCGUUACAGAUGAUAUCAAAUCUUCGUUCCGCUAUGAAAGGUCUGUUGUCCGAGAAUGACUGGAUGGACGAUGCCACCAAAGUCGUGGCUAUCGAUAAGUUGAAGGCCAUUGAGCCCCGGAUUGGUUACCCGGAUGAUGUCAUGGAUGAUAGCUUUCUAGACAAACGCUACGAGAAUCACACAGUGAUUGUCAAUGCUUAUUUCAACAACACAUUAAACUCUAGGAUGAACGGUGCGUACUAUAGCCUCCGCAAGCUGAGAAAGAACGUUGACAGACAAAUCUGGGACACUGAUCCUGCUACAGUAAAUGCCUUCUACAAUCCUCCCAGGAAUCAGAUAACGUUCCCUGCCGGAAUUCUGCAGCCACCAUUUUAUCACAAAGAUUAUCCACAAUACCUGAACUACGGAGGAAUCGGUUACGUUAUAGGUCACGAAAUCACUCAUGGAUUUGACGACAAUGGGAGAAGAUAUGACAAAACUGGAAAACUAAACGCCUGGUGGACAAAUGCUUCCAUCGCUCAAUUUAAAACCAAAGCGGAUUGUAUGGUGGAACAAUACAGUGGAUACAGAGUGGAGGCAGCCAAUACAAACUUAAACGGUAGAUUAACACUCGGUGAAAACAUUGCUGACAAUGGCGGACUAAAAGAAAGCUUCCGGGCGUACCGGAAGUGGGUCAAAGAGAACGGAGAGGAACCGAAACUUCCAGGACUAGAGUACACUCCUAAUCAGCUUUUCUUCCUUAACGCAGCUCAUGUGUGGUGCGGGAUCAUUAGACCAGAAGAAGCACUCCGCAGAAUUCGGGUUGAUGUACACAGUGAUGUAAAAUCAAGAGCAAAUGGUCCGACGUCAAACAAUGAAGAUUUUGCAAAGGCGUUCAACUGUCCAGUUGGAAGUCCUCAGAAUCCAGUGAAAAAGUGCGUCAUUUGGUAA
This is a messenger RNA of Ylistrum balloti, 2316 nucleotides long. Its product is annotated as neprilysin-1-like. Gene Ontology annotation, biological process: protein processing. Gene Ontology annotation, cellular component: plasma membrane. NCBI's taxonomy places the organism in Eukaryota, Metazoa, Mollusca, Bivalvia, Pectinida, Pectinidae. The record is from RefSeq and is a predicted model, not a curated record. The transcript has 21 exons. Gene Ontology annotation, molecular function: metalloendopeptidase activity. The coding region runs from base 1 to 2316 and encodes 771 amino acids.